UAGGACUGAUCUUUGAGCGUCAGUCGGUUCUGUAUCUAUCCAACAUGGUUCUGACUACCGACGCCACCAGCAAGAAUAGCCUGAACUGUUUUAGCUGUCUCCAGCCAGAGGAGUUGUACUCCAUGAUGACAGACAAAGAGGAGGUUGUCGUGGCCAAGUACAACUACGAGGCCCAGCAAGACCAGGAGCUGAACAUCAAGAAGAAUGAGCGCCUCACGCUAUUGGACGACACCAGGUCGUGGUGGCGCGUACAGAACGGCAAGAACCAGGUGGGCUACGUGCCUUCGAACUACGUCAAACGUGAGAACAGUAAGAAGGGGAAAUCGAUCAAGGGUAUAUUCGGAAUAAAGAACAAAGUGCAGCGGAACCCCAGCGAUAGAUCGGGCAAACAGGAGGCGGAGCCGUCGGUGAGAGGACGCGAUUCGCCGUCGGAGUCGCAUCAACUUGACAUCAUGGCCACGGUGAAGUUCAACUACACGGCCGCCAGGGACGACGAGAUUUCUCUAGAGAAGGGAGGGAAGGUGAUAGUCAUGGAAAAGUCUAGCGACGGGUGGUGGCGGGGAGAGUAUAACGGAACGGUCGGUUGGUUCCCGUCGAAUUACGUCGUGGAGGAGGCGGAAGACAGCGGCGACGGCGUGAAAUCCACGGGUACGGUGAAAGCGAACGCGGCGGUUACGAACGGCGCCGGUCCCAUCAUCUGUACAGUCAGAACUUUGUAUCCCUUCACGUCGCGAAACGAGGAAGAGUUAAACUUCGAGAAGGGGGAACACUUGGACAUUGUGGAGAAGCCCGAAGACGACCCGGAGUGGUGGAAAGCGCGAAACCGGCAGGGCGAGACGGGACUGGUACCGAAAAACUACGUGCAGGUUGACCCGGAGGCGCAGCCGGUUAGUUUCGACGCGGUCACGGGGAUUACCACCCAGUUCUCCACCACUUCUCUGAAUUCCGCCGUGCCAUCGCCCGCACGACAUCCGCCAUUCCCGAGGGAGACUAUUCCAUUUCUCUCAAGGCGUCCAACAGAAACAAACAUUUCCGCGUGCAGAAGAUUGACAGCGGCGGGCUGAAGAUCGGGCAGCGGACGUUCAUGACCAUGGACGAGCUGAUCGAGCACUACAAGCGGGCACCCAUCUUCAACAGCCAGAGUGGAGAGGAGAAACUCUACCUGGUCAGACCCUUCUUCCCACAAGGGUCUUGAUGUGGCCGGGUUAGGGAGAAUAUACAGCUUCAUCGUACACCUGGUUAGGGAGAAAAUACAACUUCAUCUUACACCUGGUCAGGGAGAAAAUACAGUUUCAUCUCACACAUGGUUAGGGAGAAAAUACAACUUCAUCUCACACCCUGGUAUAGGACUUUAAAGACCCCCUUUCCACUGCAAGGCGCUAAGCAAAAUUUUGAUUUGUUUGAGCUUGAUUUUAUAAUUGUGUCAGCAUAAUGGUUAGGGUGUUCGGCCCAGAGCCCAGAGGUACUGGGUUUGAAUCCCCUGACAUGUUACUAAUGUUGUGUCCCUCAGAAAAGCACGACUUUCCUCACUCCACCCAGAUGUAAAUAUGGGUACCUGACUUCGGUUGGGGAGCUAAAAGGCAGUGGAAGGUAAGGGUUGGGCUCUGCCUUCUAGUAUCGUGCCCUAGACACAGUGGAUAACAACCCUUUGCUAUUCUUUGAACAAUCUUUGAAAUAUUUAGUCAAUCAGUGGUCAAAGCCAAUAGUGGAAAGGGGAUUUUGAAUAGAAAAUAAAUCUUCAACUCACAGCGAACAUUUGUACCUCAUCCAAACACCCUAAGUACCACCUUCACUAAACAAACUAUACUCACAAUCUUACUCACAUUCGAAAUGUGUAUUUUUCACCCCCUUGUUGACAGUGGUUGAUCCGGGUUGCCUUCACAAGCGCAUGUUUCUUUUGGAAUUCACCACUGUCAUAUUAGGGGUCAUAGCAUUGUGAAGCACAUUACAUCUACAGCAUGAAAAGAGUUAAUAAAAAUCUGUAUCAGAUUAAAAACAUUAAUGUUUAGAAUUUUUUUUCAUUGAAAUUAUCAUAUUACAGAUAUCUGUCAAAAACAGACCAAUCCUAUAAUUCAUAAAUAAAAGCAUUAAGAUGCAAAUAUCUGACUGACAAGCAAACCAUUUUUUCAUUGGUCAAACCACUAAUUACUAUUCUCUCAUUGGUUAAAGUCUGAACAGUGCUAAUUGUGAUGGACAGUCAGGAUGGGUCUGAAACAAGGGUAAAAGAUAUAGUUUAUUGUCUGUUGGUGACAAAUUUCUAAUGUGUUGGGAUCACUGUUGGCAAAUGUCUAUCAAAGUAAUCUAAGAUACAAAAAAAAAAUGUACCUACAUUACGAUGAUAUGUGUGUGUUGCUUAUACCAGGUGAAGUCGUUAAAAACGUUUGAUUGUUCAAACAUGGUGAAGGUGGUUUAAAAUUCUGACCGGAGUGGGGUGGAAAAUAGAAUUUAAUGCAGAACUAUGGACUCGAACUAUACAAUGUAUUGUAAGUGCCUGCUUGAACUAAGAUGCAUAGCAUUACUCGCUACUGACAUUAUACAAAAUAGCUGUUGGCUCAAGUGAUGGGACGAAUGAAGAUUAUGAUAUAUAUAUUAAUGACCAGUGUAUAUAUUAUUUCCCUAUUCCGACAUAGUUGUAUGGAUUUGUAGGGUUUAGCGAACGUGAAGUGAUUAUGAAACAUAAGUCCUUGGACUGGAUAGUCUAAUUAAUAUACAUCAAAUAGACAAAACAUCAAUGUUGUAUUACACUAAAAUAAGUGGUGAUCCUUGUCUAUAAUUUACGUACAGUUGUUCACAUAUGUCUGAUGCCAUCAUUGUUGAUAUAUUUUAACAAGAAGGAGACUCUACAGAAGCUGUAUUGGUCCAGAAAAUGUCCUCAAGAAAUGAUCGAUCUUCGUCCUUACUAAUCGUGCUUGCUCGCAUUGUACAUACAUUGCCAAAGCUGCCUUGUUUCCGUUUCUAAUGCCUGAAAACUAAAUCCCUUGCUCUUCUAGAUCUGUACAUGGAAUUCUACAUCCGCACACAACCGCACAGAAACUGAUGUCAAGAAAAGUCGACAAAACCUUUUUACUUGAUAGUCUGACUACUAGAGGGAUCUGAUUAUGCUUCAAAUUAAAUCUCCAACCGGAUCUUUUGAUUGGCCAGACCAGUAUCCAUGGGCCAAUCAGAAUGUCCAUGGGCUGGGCUGAAACACUACUAGUAUACAGUAACUACAAUGUAGAUUGGGAAGGUCCCAGAUACUGUUUUGACCCAUGGAUACUUGAAAAAGACCAUGGAUACAGUCUUGCCAACCAAAAGGUCUGCUUUACUGGCAGAAAAAAAGGAAUCAUGUUCAAGUACUGAACAUUUACGAUAAAAACCUACAUUCAGUAUUCUGUGACAUUUAUUACUUUUGUUCAAGCCCAGAGUGUGGCCACAGCUUUUGAAGAACACAGAUACUGAAGAAUUUCAAAAGUAUCUCGGAUUUAGAAAUAGGUCUAUGUAACCACUGUGGAUGGAGUCUGGAAUAGGGGUGUCAGGAUAUCUGUAUAUUAGGUGCAAACUAGUGAAUUCCAGGUACCAUACACACUGUAUGUAGCUCCGUCUAUUUCUGAGUAAACCUUUUGGUUGGAAUCGCUGUAUAGCCCAACCAGUGACCAUUCGUUUAGCGUACGGAAAGCCUGAAAACGUGAUUUGAGGAUUCUCCACUUAUUUAAUAUAUUAGGAAAUGUAAUGUAUGUUCUGCUUAUAACUGCCAAAGUCACCAACGGUAGAUAAUCGAAUCCAGUGUAAAAAAAAAAGGUUCCUGUACUCUCGAUAAUGUCCACUUUUGUGCCAUGAUUCACACAUCCUAGUUUUACCUCUAAGUGUACUUCAUUCAGUGUAGAACUGCCUUUCACGUGAUCAGUACCAGGUAUGACUGUAGUUAGACAACAACCAGAGAUAUAACGUUAUUAUAUAUGAAUAUGUAGAACGGUAAUUGCGAAGCACGAGAGUGACGUGCGCUCCACGCACCUGUACCCUACCACUGUCGAUCAUGCCAUGCCGACGCUGUAAUCUUGUGGUUGAAAUAAAAUUUGUCUUUGAGCGAGCAGAAUG
Messenger RNA from Branchiostoma floridae (Florida lancelet), 4074 nucleotides. RefSeq names its product cytoplasmic protein NCK2-like. The record is from RefSeq and is a predicted model, not a curated record. Lineage: Eukaryota; Metazoa; Chordata; Leptocardii; Amphioxiformes; Branchiostomatidae. Gene Ontology annotation, molecular function: protein binding.